This is a messenger RNA of Danio aesculapii, 10096 nucleotides long. RefSeq names its product potassium channel, voltage gated eag related subfamily H, member 7 (gene kcnh7a). The transcript is spliced from 17 exons. Gene Ontology annotation, molecular function: inward rectifier potassium channel activity. Gene Ontology annotation, biological process: potassium ion transmembrane transport; regulation of heart rate by cardiac conduction; regulation of ventricular cardiac muscle cell membrane repolarization. The coding region runs from base 266 to 3778 and encodes 1170 amino acids. The record is from RefSeq and is a predicted model, not a curated record. Lineage: Eukaryota; Metazoa; Chordata; Actinopteri; Cypriniformes; Danionidae. Gene Ontology annotation, cellular component: membrane.
GUCACAUUGCUGGGUUUCAGUUCGGUUGAGAUGCUGCUCAGACUCGCAGCCUCCUCACAGAAAACCGCGUUUUCUUGUCUUUCGUACAGCGACUACCGGUGAAGACAAACACGGGAAUGAAUCACGGAAAGCCACAGUUUAACGGCGGAAAGAAGGAGAAGACGUCGCCGGAAUGACCCCUCACAAAGAGACGCGUUUUCUGCGCUCGUGAAGCUCAUCCAGCGGAUUCAAAGGGGCGCGCGGGCAGCACAACCAGCCGUCAAUCAUGCCGGUGCGACGGGGUCACGUCGCGCCACAGAACACCUUUCUCGGGAUUAUUAUCCGCAAAUUCGAGGGUCAAAACAAAAGAUUUGUCAUCGCCAACGCACGCGUCCAGAACUGUGCCAUCAUCUACUGCAAUGAUGCCUUCUGUGAGAUGACAGGGUUUUCCCGGCCGGACGUCAUGCAGAAGCCAUGCACCUGUGACUUUCUGCACGGACAGCUGACCAAGCGGCACGCUAUUGCACAGGUAGCACAGGCUCUCAUGGGCUCGGAGGAGCGUAAAGUGGAGAUCACCUACCACCGCAAGGACGGAUCAGACUUUCUGUGUGCGACACACAUCAUUCCAGUGAAGAACCAGGAGGGUGUUGUUAUGAUGUUCAUCUUGAGCUUCGAUUAUGUGCUGAAUGAGGGCAGCGUGGAUUCAUUAGACCGACUCAACCACACCUCCCCAGCCAGACAAGAACAAAAAAAAGGACGCUUCUUCCGUUUUCGUCUGCCUGCGCCACUAAGCAUGCUGGGAGUGAGCAAGCAAUCGCUCCCUCAGGAAGACCCAGAUGAAGUGACCAUCCAUCCGGCUGAUCAGAACGAGAAACACUCUUCCUGCUCGUCAUCUCUCUCUCUGUCCCUCUCUCCACGCGAGCUCCACCCACCCACCGGCGAGAGCUGUAGCCCCUCCUAUGGAAACGACACCCGUGCUCUGAUUGGCCAGAGUUAUCUUGGGUCGUGCUCGCCCAUCUCAGGGCCACAGGAUCACUCGUCUCCACGGGGCCCCUGGGAGCGUGUGGACCCUCAGGAGCCACUGGCCACUGCGUCCAGGAGAGCAUCACGGGCCAGUAUGUGCACUUUCAGGAGAGCAUCUUCCACACAAGAUUUAGAAGGACUCAGUACACACACACAGAGGACGUACCGCGACCGCCACGCUAGCGAAGAUAAUGGCCGUAGUAUUAAAGGUCCAUUUAAUCAGAUCAAGUCCAGCCUCCUGGGCUCCACGUCUGACUCAAACCUGACCAAGUACAGCACCAUCAACAAGAUCCCUCUCAUCACUCUCAACUUCUCAGAAACCAACCAUGACAAGCGGCCAUCAUCUCCACAUUCCUCCGAGAAAACCAUCAUCGCACCAAAGGUCAAGGAUCGAACACAUAACGUCACAGACAAGGUCACACAGGUGUUGUCGCUAGGCGCCGACGUGCUUCCCGAGUAUAAGCUUCAGACACCCCGCAUCAACAAGCUGACCAUCCUGCACUACAGCCCCUUUAAGGCGGUCUGGGAUUGGCUUAUCCUGCUGCUGGUCAUCUACACUGCCAUUUUCACUCCCUACAGCGCGGCCUUCCUGCUCAAUGACCCAGAGGAGGAGAAGAGGCGCGAGUGCGGUUAUUCCUGCAGUCCCCUUAAUGUGGUGGACCUCAUAGUGGACAUUAUGUUUAUCGUAGACAUCCUUAUCAAUUUCCGGACUACGUACAUCAACGCCAACGAGGAGGUGGUCAGUCAUCCGGCUAAGAUAGCAGUGCAUUACUUUAAAGGGUGGUUCUUCAUAGACAUGGUUGCUGCCAUACCCUUUGACCUGCUCAUAUUUGAGGGCGGAUCAGACGAGACCACAACUCUGAUUGGCCUGUUGAAGACUGCCCGACUGCUCCGAUUGGUCCGUGUGGCUCGUAAGCUGGAUCGAUACUCUGAGUAUGGAGCGGCUGUUCUUAUGCUCCUCAUGUGUAUCUUUGCACUCAUUGCCCAUUGGUUGGCUUGCAUAUGGUAUGCGAUCGGCAAUGUGGAGAGGCUCUAUCUGGACCACACCAUUGGCUGGUUAGAUAAUCUGGGCAUAUCCAUCGGCAAGCAGUACAACAUAAGUGAUGACGCCUCAGGCCCCUCGAUCAGGGACAAGUACGUGACAGCGCUGUAUUUCACAUUCAGCAGUCUGACCAGUGUGGGCUUCGGAAACGUAUCACCAAAUACCAACUCAGAGAAGAUCUUCUCCAUAUGUGUCAUGCUCAUUGGCUCUCUGAUGUAUGCUAGUAUCUUUGGGAAUGUGUCCGCUAUCAUUCAGCGACUGUACUCGGGAACAGCUCGGUACCAUCUGCAGAUGCUCCGGGUCAAAGAAUUCAUUCGCUUCCACCAGAUCCCCAACCCGCUGAGACAAAGACUCGAGGAGUACUUCCAGCACGCUUGGACAUACACCAACGGCAUCGACAUGAACAUGGAGGUACUGAAGGGUUUUCCAGAGUGCCUGCAGGCUGAUAUCUGUCUCCACCUGAAUAAAACGUUGCUCCAGAGCUGCAAGGCCUUUCGUGGAGCGACCAAGGGUUGCCUUCGGGCAUUGGCGAUGCGCUUUAAGACCACCCAUGCUCCACCGGGUGACACGCUGGUGCACGGUGGGGAUGUUCUCACUGCCCUCUACUUUCUCGCCAGAGGGUCCAUCGAGAUCCUCAGAGAUGACAUUGUGGUGGCUAUCUUGGGUAAGAAUGAUAUUUUUGGAGAGAUGAUUCAUCUCUACGCCAAGCCCGGGAAAGCCAACGCAGAUGUUCGAGCGCUGAGCUACUGCGACCUGCACACCAUCAACAGAGAGGAUCUGCUGGAGGUUCUGGACAUGUACCCUGAAUUCUCAGACUACUUCCUGUCCAAUCUGGAGCUCACGUUCAACCUGCGGGAUGAAAACGGCAAGGACACCACGACUCCUCAGAGGACCCUGUACACCGCUGUGAGUGACUCUGACACUGAAGACCCUGAUGUGAGGAAGAGGAGACACUCCACAGAUUCUCCAAACAGGCCAAGCCGCUCCGACAGGGAAAGAGGAAGAGAUCGAGACUUUCACACACUGCCAGGAAAAGAGGAGGAGGAGGAAGAGGAUGAGGAAGAAACAUCAAGGCCUUUGGGUUUGGGUCAAUCUCUUCCCGUCAACCUGAACACCAUGCCUGACCCACACACUAAAGAUUGUGUUGAAAACAAUCUAUUUCAGAAAGAUGUGUGUGUUGAAGAAUGGCCUUGUGGGAAUGCAGAUGACUCAGCGAAAUCUCAGGACAGAGAAGGAGGAGACGACUGCGAAAGCGACAUCACGUUCGGCGAAAUGGAGCAACGACUGGAUCUACUGCAGGAAAACCUGAACAGGCUGGAAGCGCAGAUGACUUCAGACAUCCAGGCGGUUUUACAGCUGCUCCAGAGGCAGAGCGCUCUGGGUCCUCCAGCGUACAGCACUGUAGCCGUCAGCCCAGAGUACCAGAAGCCCAUACAGCCCGUUACUGCCAUACAGACACAGAGUCCUGAUCUAGAGAACGCCAAAGACUCCAGGCCUGCUGUUCCCAUGGAGACGACCUCUGAUGUCACCGCGGCGACUCCACCAGUGACGGACACACAGUGGGAGGCGGAGCUUGGGCUGAAGCCUGUGGAGAACGAGGCGUCUGCGUCACAGCAGCCCAGAGCGCUCCAGAUGUCCAUCAGACAGGCGUCUCUCCCAGAUUCAGCACCCGCUGCAGGCCGCACACCCACUCUCCACAGGCCCUCCUCUGAUCCCGGCCUUCCAGGGCAGUAACAUAUCGUUUCAAUCAUCACUAAAGCAGAAAAUCCUAGAACAACUCCAGUCCAACAGCAAGAGCAAUGUUUAACGAUGAGGUUUGAGUAAUAAUAUUAAUGAGUUCUGAUAUUUUGAGCAAGAAAGCCUCAUAGAGGAGUAACUAUGCAUAGACAGUACACUCAACCUCCACCCUUCAAAGUAACAGCAUCUAAGGCUUGACUCAGGGUAGAGAACGCGAAACUGAAGAGUCAUAUGCAAACAAGCUUCCACGUCCCUUAUAGAUGGACCAUAGGAGUCGAACUAAAGCAGAACCCAUGCAUUCAUAUGAGUCACUUGUUCCUUUUGUAAAUAUAUAACUGGGAAAGUGUUCAGAGAGUAACAUACUGGACACACAACCAUAAUGAUAAUGAAAGAAAGAUGCAUGCUGGGGGAGGGAAGGGGGAAUGCAGUGUUUGUUUAUUUUUUGCAUGUUUCUUAAAAAAAAAACACUUGCAUUGGUAAUCAAGUGACAUGCGCUAGUUUUUUUGUGCUUAUAUCACCUAUUUGAGAUUUCUAUAUGUAUUUGCUUAACUCUGAAUUUCCUGGUAUUCAGGACGAAUCUUUACUUGAACUGAACUCUGCAAAGCAAAGCAUCAUGGUGAAAGCUCAUCUCAGAAAAUCACAUUAUUCCGCCCAUACUAUCAAAUUUCCACAGAAGCGUACUCCACGGACACAAUGUCCCUUCAGAGCUAACUCCACCCUGUGACAUUGUCAGUAUUGCAAUAUCUCAGUAUUGAACGUUGUUCAUCCAAGUGUGUGUCACCAUAUUUUUUGGCCCUCAUCAUGGGUAAUUCAGACCACAGGUGAGCGCUCAGCCACCCCUGACACACUUUGGGUGUGUUUACACUUGGCAGGUUUGGUUUAAUUAAAAUGAGCUCUAGAGCGAUUGCUCUGAUAGUGUGGUUCAGUUGAUUAAGUGUGAACAGUGCCAACUGAACACUGAUAUACACCAAAUAAUUGUACCAACAGUCCUGAAGUGAUAAGUCUUGGUCCACUUCUGCUGGUGAGGUUAGUCUGAAAUAAGGUUGUCACGAUACUGGAACUCGAUACCAAUCGGUACUGAAAUUUAAAAAAUGUCCAUUUCCUGUGAACAUUUAAGCUCAAUGUUGAGCACGUUCUUAAACAGCGCUGAUUUGCCAUUGGGUUCAUGUGCUCAACAGAAAUGACUGUGAUUCGCUUGUAUGUCAGCUUGUAGACAAGCCAGCUAAUCGGCUUGACUUUGAAACGCUCCAGUGUCCCUGUAUCUGUUUUUAUACUCAGUAAACAAUGGUGAGUUCGGUGAACUGAUGACCUUCACGGCCAAUCACAGUCAUUUCUGUUGAGCAUGUGAACACAAUGACAAAUUAGCGUUGUUUAAGAACGUGCGCAACAUUGCACUUAAAUGUUUGCGGGAAAUGGACGUUUUUAAAAUUUCAGUACCGAUUGGUAUCGUGAAAACCCUAGUCUGAAAUAUGAAUGAGAAACAGACCAAAGGCAUCUAUAGGACACACCAAGCUGACAGCUGGCCGUUGAGCAGUUUUUGGGUUAUUGUUUUUUUGAGUGUACGUCUCGUCGGGCUCACGUCAGAGAAAGUUUGUCUGAUUCAGCAUGUAGAAUCAGCAUCAGCUGUUGGUGAAAGAGAGCACUCUGAUUGGCUGUUCAGCUACAAAUAAAGCUGUGAUCACACUAGACGUUUCUCCCCAUAGACUUUCAUUCAUACGCACGUGAAUGCGUCAGACCUGAAAAGCAAAGUCGUGCGGCAAGUUUCGCAGUUCACUGCGUUGCAAAGCUCAAGUUUGGGGAACUCUGACCUGCGAAAUCAAAUUUGACCAGUGAAAAGUCAAAACAUGAACUCUCCGGACAGAAAUGUAAAAUAUGGACCAAUCGCUCGCUUUUUUAAAUGUCUAAUCAUCUUGCUUAAUUUUUGCAACGCUGUACUACAGAAUUGUGCAUGCUCAAACUCUAGUGUGACCGCAGCUUAAGAGCGUAAAGACAAAAAUUAAAGUGACAAAAUGAAGCAAGUCAUGAGUAGGUUCAGACAGAAUCUGCAGACAUUUGUUGCUAUUUCUGCUGGGAAUUUUGUAAAGAAUCUGCGGAUUUCUGCAGAAUUAUUUUGGGAGUAUCGUAACUAAAAAAAUUAUAUAUGAAAUAAAAGAUAAUACCUUUUCAACUUUUAUUUAAUGUUUACAAAGCAGAUCCAAUUAGAUCCACUUAUUUGGUAAACCCAGCAAGUCUCUAAUAUAAUCUAUCUACUGAAAGACAGAAGUUAUUACUUCACAAACUGUAUUGUAAAUAAAUCAUUGAACAUUUUCAUAGUCAAUAAUAUUACUGAAAUUAAAAUAAAAACUAAAUAAUCAUACAUUUACACAAGUAAAUCAAUAGACUCAAUGGGCUAAAAAUCUGUGGAUUUCAGGGCGCGCAAAUUCCAUGUGGACCUAGUCUUGGAGAAACACAAAGAUGUUGCAUGUCAUUUCGUCAUGCUUCUGAAAUAUUUGCUGACUAAAUGAAUUAAAGGACAUAUUUGCAUGAGCAAAUUCCUCUGUGGUGAGCGAGAAGUACUGUGAAAUUGUACGUAAACUCUGCUUUGUUUCCGGAUUGUAUGUGUGCAGCACUAGUUCCUAUAUAAAUACAGAUACUUUCAGCUGUAAAAAACAUCCUCCCACAUAGACAGAACGUUUAUUCUCGCCUAUUUGGUGUGUUCAUGCACAGCUUCUUGUUCCAGAUACGGACUCAGUUUUUGUUAUUCGGUUGUUAUUUGGUUCUUUGUAGUUGGCUUGGUGUGUCCCGCGCUUAAAGGAACCAAAAACUAUUUCACAAAUGCAAGCAUAAACAGGAGAGAUUGCUCAAGCAUACAGUAGCUCAGGCCUCGUUUGUAAAAUGUUGUAUAGAAACCAUCAUGCAUUUAAUCUAAGAUGUUACAGAAACUGGUAUAUGUUAAUAAAACAUUCACACUUUAACUAUUUUUCAGAUUAUAAGUGAUCUUGAAAUUGUGGAGCAGAAAUGUUUCAGAUCUCUGCACUAAACACCUCCAGGUUAUCUCUUCAACAUGUAACUGAGCACAUGUGAAUAUCCAAAUCUCACACGCACAUUGAGAUCAAAUCUGUGCAAAUGCAUACUUUAUAAAUGAGGUCUUAGGAUUUCUCAUUAUUAGGGGCUUUCGCACCGGGUACUUCGAUGAACUAGGUCAUAGGAAUUGGCACCAGGCCCGUUCCCCCAGGGCUAUUUUCCGUUAGUAGAAACUCUAAAGUCAGCCAUCAAGUGCUGCAUUCAACAAAAUCCACAUCUGGAGGAUGGAGGUGUGUGUCGAGGGUUUAGUGAUUAUAAAAGUGUGAUGUGACUGAAACGGAAAAUUGUAGUUGAAGAAAAAUUGUAACUUAAACAACAUUGCAGAAAGUCAACAGGUUAGUGAUGCUAAAAUGAGCUUUUGGAUUGUAUAUAUCUUGUAAUAUACAGUAAUGCCAGUGUUUCAUACUGUAUGGCAUGAAUUCACCCAAUCAUAGCAAUCAAGGCGUACACUCACAUGACUGUAGUUGUCAUUGUUGAUUAGACUGUUGACUGUAGUUGAUCAGAUCCUGCUCUGGGACCUAAUUUAGUUCCUCCAAAUAGCAUUCCUGAAAUAAAUCAUCCUCAGUUCCUGUGGUGAAGAAGCAGUAAAUUGGUUCCACAUAUUAGUUCUUAGAACUGUGAAAAAAAAUAGCGAAAGCUCCUAAUGUAACCAUAAUACACUUCCGUACCACAGUAUUACUGUUCAGUACACUAGUGGAAGCAGAUCUCCAUUGGUGUUUUUAAUCAUGUACACAUUUUAUAACAACUUCUAAAGUGAUAAACAAUGAUCACAUGCACACGCUUGCGAGAAGCAUGUUUUCUGUUUUUGCAUUUUAUAAAAAUGACAGCAUGAACAUUAAACAAACCAAGACUAAAUGCAUCAUUAUUUUUUGUAAUCUGGACCAAAUGAAAACCAAACUACAAGUGUGAACACCCUUAAAGGGUCAUUCUUAACUCUGGGUGAAUAUAUUUGCAUAUUAACAGUAUGAAGUCAGUAAGAAAUAGUCACAAAUUUAGUUCUAAUCACUUUUUUGGAAGGCAAUCGGGGCCAAAAGUCUUACACUGAAAAGUGAAAUUUGAUUGUCAGCAGACACGGUUUCACCUCGUCAGUGUGUUAACAAGCACAACUUCCAAUGAAAUUGCUGUAUUUGAAGCUAUAGUUGUUCAUAUGGCAGAAUGGUAUGUAGAUAUUUGCAUAUACUCUGUUGUAUGGUAUACUAUACAGUAGGGUUGGGCCGAUAGGCGAUGCCAUUGCCGAUAGCCGAUCGACAUCACGUUGCUGAGCCAGUAUCGCAGUUCUCCACUCCACCCCCAUCACAGCAGCAACCCGCUCGCGAAAAACACACACUUAGGCCCUGUUUACACUAAUACUCGUUUUAAAUACGUUUUAAAAGGGCACUUUAGAACGAAAACAAUUCACGUCCACACUGGCGUUUCACCUAGCGUUUCUGAACAGCCCUCUGUCCACACUAUACCACUGAAAAUGCACAUCAUGUGACCACACACAGAGGCAUGCACUGCAGUUUAUGUGCGCGUCUGAGCUCCAGCAGUCAGCAGGUGACUCUUCUGUCUUUUGAAUCUAUCAGGUAAUGUGUCACAGCGUCAGUACACUGCUUCAAUCUUUUGCUUUCACAUUUGAACUUAUUAAUUUUAGCAAAAACCUCAGAUAUUGUUUUUUUGGUUCCUGUUGGUUGUGCACUUUUUUUACCAACCAAGUUUGUUGACGCCAUUAUAACGACACAGAUCACUCUGCCUAUUCAUGCCAGAGUCCUGCGGCAAAAGUGAUUGACAGGUUGUAAUUUGUGUAUAAUCUUAAUUUAUUUAUGAUUUGGUUAUAGGUAAAACAAAGACCAUGUGGGUCAGGUAGUUGAAACGGUAGGCUACAAAUAAUUUGUAAUGAAUGAAAUAAUAUUCAUAAAUAAUUAAUUCACUGCCGCCUAUGAUGACGAUGCCAUCGUCCAUCGCAAUGUUUCACAUUAGACAUCGCCCAACCCUACUAUACAGGCAUGUAAGUAAGCUAAACAUAUGACAUUAUAUUGCCUUCCAUAAAUUGCUGCCUCUAUAUGGUCAAUUGUACAUGUCUACAUGUACUAAAGAAAUCAAAUGUUCAACAAAAUUGCUUCCCUAACACCGUCAACUGCUUGCUGGAACCAUUCAAAUGUCAAGGCUUUUGGCCCCGAUGGCCUUCCAUAGCUGUUGGUUUGAAAUUUCACAGGAAAUCGUCUUAUGAAUAUUUAAUGAGGUAAAGAUUUAAAGGCAGUUUAUGAUUGGUUAUCUGUUGCUAGACAACUCAACUUUUGGAUUCUAGCACAGUUAAGGCAACAUUAACACUCAUACAUUUGCUUAACCCAGAGUUUAAACUGGCCCUUUAGUGUUGUAUGUGCUUUUUGUUCUCAUUUCUUUAUGCAAUUUAGAGAUUCAUUUUGAAAGGUUCUUCCUGUAGCAGUGUUAUCAUUUGUAGAAAUCUAUCUGGAUAAUGCGAUCUGCAGGUUUGUAGCAGCAGUCAUCCCUCCAGGCCUUCCAGAAUAUAGAUUUACGCUAUCAAAAUCCAGCAAAUGCACACUUUUUAGCCUCGCAGUAUAACAUGGCAUUGAGUUCAUGUGUAGGAGGACUGCAUGCUUAACCAAAGUUAGUUAGCAGAAUUAAUCAUUUAAUCCACAUUUAAUGAGAUGCAUUGAAACACACUGUCUUCCUAGUGUCAGCUAAAAAAAAAAAAGACAAAAAAAAGAGCAGAAAAAUGUAUGCAUGUCUUAAUCUAGUCAUUUUCUCAUAGGGCCACCAGAUUUAGAGCUUCUACAUUGAAUGAGUAAAUCUGAUUGGUAGGCUGAAAUCUGGAGGCGGAGCAUUGUGACGUAUCGGUGUGAAUGAGGCUGUAAAUCCUGGUCUCCAUCACACAGGUAUGUGUUUGGAAGAUCACUGGCUCUGGUGUGUUUGCUCUGAGAUGAUCCGGGUCAUGUCUGGCCCGAGUGGGUGUCUGUCUGUGGGCCAGUGCGGAAAGAGAGCAACAGGGAGGGAUACGAUACUAUUGCGAUCUUUUGCACAAACUCUUUGAAACAUCUUGUACAGUGUCACUUUUUAAAAACUAGUGCUGUUCGCAAAAUUGUUUUUAUGCCUUUUUUUAAAUGUUUGACACUGUAUUUUAUACAAUGCAACACAUAACAGCAGGUUAGAAUGUUUUCUUCCUUGGGUAUAUUGCUAUGUAUUAUAUUUAUGCUGUAUAUUGUGAAUAUUACGACAGUUUAACGCACAACUGUGUAAAAUAAUAAAGGACAG